Raphanus sativus (radish) is the source of this 914-nucleotide messenger RNA. RefSeq names its product SNF1-related protein kinase regulatory subunit beta-3. Bases 313 to 660 code for a protein of 115 amino acids. The record is from RefSeq and is a predicted model, not a curated record. NCBI's taxonomy places the organism in Eukaryota, Viridiplantae, Streptophyta, Magnoliopsida, Brassicales, Brassicaceae. Gene Ontology annotation, molecular function: protein binding. The transcript has 4 exons.
GAAGAAGGAAAAAAAAGAAAUGUAUUCAGACGAAAGAACAAGUUUCCAGAGCAAAGCAACAGUUGAGCCAAUAAUAAACACACAACACAAAGGGAAGCCGAUACUUGUCGCCAGUCUCUCUGUUCGUCAUCACGACCGUUCCGCGAAGAUCUGAGGACAAAAGCAAUCUCCUUCAACCUCAAUUAAUCAAAAGCAUUCCAGCAAAUCAAUACAUAUAUAAAUAAAAUUAGAGGCUUUCCGUGAGGUUGAUGUUCUUCUCUUUGUUUCUUUGUAUUCUCAUUUUGAUUUCCGUAAAGGCACUUAGGUAUCAACAUGAACAACUCACAUCCUGGUGAUGAUCAUGAGGACACAACGGUUGCCGGAUUUGAAGUACCUGUAUCGCCGGUUUCAAGUUACAACAAUGUGUAUUCCGCAACCGAAGACGAGACAAGAGACCCUCCAGCUGUACCCCCACAUCUUCAACACUCUCUGUUAGGCCAUACAGGCAGCACGGAAUUGCCUUGUGCACCACAGAGUGUCGUCCUCAACCAUCUCUAUAUCGAAAACCGUGACCCACCAAGAUCCGUCGUAGCGCUUGGUUUCUCGCAUCGGUUCAGGUCUAAGUAUGUCACUGUUGUGAUAUACAAGCCGGUCCAAAGAAGAGGAAACGCCAACGUUUAAUUAUAUGAUGAUGCAUCUUCUUAAUAGUGUUGGAAUCUUGCUUCUUUGUGGAUUCAGUUUGGUAUAUGCAAAAAACCAGCUGGUCCGGACUAAAUUGUGUCUCAGUUUAGGGAAUUCGAUUGAAAUCAUCUUUGUCUGGACGUUUAUAUAAAAUGUUCCUGCGCUGUUUGUAACAACUCGCUUUAGGUUUGGUUGUUUAACCGAAUCCACAUACAUAUCUCUAUUGACGAUAUGCAUUUAAUUAUGUUCACAUA